Molecule: messenger RNA, 920 nt
Organism: Myotis daubentonii (Daubenton's bat)
Lineage: Eukaryota; Metazoa; Chordata; Mammalia; Chiroptera; Vespertilionidae
Product: adenylate kinase isoenzyme 6
Cellular component (GO): nucleus; cytoplasm
Molecular function (GO): AMP kinase activity; ATP hydrolysis activity; ATP binding
Source: RefSeq, a predicted model, not a curated record
AGUUUCCAGAGCCUUCGCGUUGAGGACCAUGUUGCUUCCAAACAUUCUGCUCACGGGUACACCAGGGGUUGGGAAAACCACACUAGGCAAAGAACUUGCCGCAAGAUCGGGACUGAAAUACGUUAAUGUGGGUGAUUUAGCUCGAGAAGGACAGUUAUAUGAUGGCUAUGAUGAAGAGUAUGACUGUCCUAUUUUAGAUGAAGAUAGAGUAGUUGAUGAGUUAGAAAACCAAAUGAGUGAAGGUGGAGUUAUUAUUGAUUACCAUGGUUGUGAUUUCUUCCCUGAACACUGGUUUCAUAUAGUUUUUGUGCUGAAAACAGAUAACAGCAUAUUGUACAAAAGACUUGAAACAAGGGGUUAUAAUGAGAAGAAACUAAAAGAUAAUGUUCAGUGUGAAAUUUUUCAAAUUCUUUAUGAAGAAGCAUUAGCAUCCUCCAGCGAAGACAUAGUGCAUCAGCUGCCCAGCAAUAAACCAGAAGAUCUAGAGAAUAAUAUCAAUCAGAUAUUGAAGUGGAUUGAGCAAUGAGUCAAAGAUCAUAGCUCUUGACUUACAAGACUGGCCACUUUAUAAUCACUCUUAAUAUUUCUCUGCCCACAUCAUAUAAAUUAUGCAUUUAUUAGUAAACCCUUUUUAUUCAAAUUGUGCUGCAGGACUAGUAGGUGGAUAGUAUAAAGGUUUAUAUUUGGGUGUGUUUUUUUCCAUAAGAAAGUAUAAUGAAUAUAACUUUAUUAACAUGUUAAGUGCCCAGCCUGUUUUGUCUUCCAUAUGGAAAGUAUAGUGUCAGUCACUGGUGACUGACUGGGCGCUUAACGCGUUAAAGAUUGAGAAUAAAAACUGUCAUUGUUUAAUGCUUCAAUUGCUAAAGUAUAAGUAAACCUGACCAAAUGUGUGGGAGGAUAUCGUUUAAGUUUAUUAAAGA